Molecule: messenger RNA, 1601 nt
Organism: Drosophila ananassae
Lineage: Eukaryota; Metazoa; Arthropoda; Insecta; Diptera; Drosophilidae
Source: RefSeq, a predicted model, not a curated record
UGGAUCAUUUGUCUUGGCAUUGUUGCUUUUUUCAACAGAUUUUUGUACUUUUUUUAUCUCAACUGUCGGACAAUGCGGGCUUUUUCCGGUUUUUUCAAGGAUUCAAAGGAUCGGAAGGUAGGAAGGAUAUAAUAAUGUGUGUGGCAAGUACCUAUUAUUUUUAUUUAUUAUUUUUUAUUAUUUUAAAUGUAAUUGUUGAAAGAGAAAGAAAGGAACUACUCUCUCCUUAAUAACUCUAUUGUUUCUACUAUGUUUUAAUUAAAACUUUUAUAUAAACUCUCUGUAGGGUGCAACAAUAUCCUAUGAGUGCCCCAUAUUAAAGUAUCUACAGCCAAAAUGUUGCACACAGAUACUCACACACACACACACACUCACACUCGAGGGGAAAGAAGAAAAAAAGUUACGAAAGCAAACAGAAUCACUGCCCCCUGACUGGAGCUGAAUGUUCAGAGCAAAUGAAGGUGUCAAAAUGACAAGCAGAGAUGGCUAAAAAAAAAAAGGAAACAGGAAAAGAAGGAUGCACACACACACAAACACACAUAGAUACACACCACUACAAGUGUAGCGGGUUGGACGUGCGAUGGAUGGAUGGAUGGCUGCCUUCCUGGGUGGCCAGAGGAGCCUUUCAGCCUUCCAGCCUUCCAGCCUGCCUUCCUUUCCGCCUGUUAGCCCGGCUAACUGUGUAAAUGGCAAAGCGACAGAAGCAUUUGCUAACUUUGCUGCAACAGCAAGGAUACAACAGCACAGGAUACUACAUAAAUGUAUCUAUAUAUAUCUAAGCGACGGCCGUGCAUUGUAUUGCAGUUACGUGCUCGAUGGUCCAGCAAAAUGGCGAAGCGAACCGAACAAAAAAGAAUCUCUGAAACAAAAUCAACAAAGCAGCAGGAGUCCUUUCUUGAAUACACUUUUUGGCAUAAACAGUGGGAGCAUCUUGGCCAAAAACAGGCUGAUGUGGCAGUACAACUAUCUUGCAGUUUAAGAAAGAGUAGCCUCAAGGUUUCAAGUUCUUUAUUGUUUUUAAUUAAAUUUAGAAAAUAUAAUAAACUAAACCAUCAAGUGCUAAUAUUAGAAACACUAUCAUAAUCUUAAGAGUUAUGAGAUUAUUAUCCAAAAUUAAUCGGAAAACUUAAAAUCCUUCAAGUAGAGUAGCAGUGCCAAUGAAGCCAACAAAAGGGCUUAAAGACUUUGGCAAUGCCAACUGCUUACUCACUUGCCAAAUUGCAAAGCGGAUUUAACUUGUAACGAAACUUUAAAUGAGUUCAAGUGGAUUUUGGACCAACCAUCCACCAUCCCAUCCCACUCCAUGCCACCCACUCCUUGCCACUUUGCCACCCAGUAACGCCUCUGAUGGCUGUACUUUCGGAGCUGAUGGAGCAUAAUGAUGAUGGCUUUGCCUGAUUGAUUGAUUGAUGGCCGUAAAAUUGGGGUAACUGAACUAAAGACAAUUUGCACUUGAAACUAACAGCAGGGUCGAGCCAAAAGAGAUUUUCAAAAGAAUCCCAAAAAAAUGCAUAUUGCUCAUACGCCGCGUCAGCCGAAGUGCGGUUGAUAUUUUUAGACUUUCGAUGCACAUUGCACCUUCGCCUCUACUGGCCUCUACA